UAUACUGACAAUUUUCGUUGGACUUUCGAUGGCCUCGGUGACAGAUGUUUUUUGUUUUCUGGUUAGGGUAUUUUGAGAGAUGAAGGCCUUUAUCCAGUUCUGCUCUUACCCUAUUUUGAAGGCUUCUCUUAGAUAUUGCAAUGGAUUCUGAGCAGUUCAAGAAAUUGCAGUCUAGUGGAAAGCAUGAGCGCAUGGGAAGCUAUGGAGAAAAGGAGAUCAAACGAAAACGGACAGAUGAUGGUGAAGAUGAUGAAGUCCAACAAUUUUUCGCUUUGGUGGAUAGAAUCCAAGCGAUGCACAGACAUUUUAGACAGAAGCAAGUGAACCCUGUUUCUGCAGAGUUGGUGUCUUCAAUGGAAGAAAAUGUGGGUGCUAAUAUUAUCAAACGUGAAUCAAUCUGGAAGCCUUCAUUUGAACCAGAGGACUUUUCUUAUCUGUAUUCAAACGUUCACCCUUCUGCACAAAGUGAAUCCACUUCAUGUAUGAACAACAGUGCAACAGCUUCUGGUGCAUCCAAACAGCUAGAUCGUGGAACUGAUAAAUCUAUGCCUACAGAGAGAUUUGAUUUAAAUGUAGAGCCAGCUUCAUAACAAGGGUUAUUCUACAUUACCAGAUUGUUGCCAUGCGCCAACAUCAGGCAAUUGGUGAUUGCAUACAUCUUCAGGGGACUAGUCUCCCUAGUCUACCCUCAACUCGUUCCUUCCCUGACCCCAACUUGGCUUGGCAGAAACAGUAAGUCCAAAGUAAGGUAGGUAGGGGGCUAGGCUGGCUUGGGUCAUGAAGAUACCCUUGAGUUAACAAAAAAAUAAAAAAAUAUAAGAAUAAAAACAAAACUUUGAUGAAUUUUUUCUUCUUUCUAUCUAUUGAUGGGUGAUGGAGUUUGAUCGGUAAUGUUGAUAAAAUAAACUUAUACAAUUGAUAGCAAAAACUCUGUACAAUAACAUUAUGGA
Messenger RNA from Cryptomeria japonica (Japanese cedar), 950 nucleotides. RefSeq lists its product as uncharacterized. Gene Ontology annotation, biological process: regulation of systemic acquired resistance. The record is from RefSeq and is a predicted model, not a curated record. The coding region runs from base 141 to 590 and encodes 149 amino acids. Lineage: Eukaryota; Viridiplantae; Streptophyta; Pinopsida; Cupressales; Cupressaceae. The transcript has 2 exons.